ACACCCGCCUUCGCCACGCAUGCGCAGCAGAUGGACGCCGGCCUCGGGGGCGGGGCUCAGCGCACCGGCCCAAAUGCGGCCCUUCCCCCGCCGCUCCAGACCCGGGAGGAGGGCAGCGCGACCCUCCCCAUCUUGUUACUGGUACUCAGCCACUGGGGACACUGACUGAAUGUUCGCCUCUAACUUACCCGGAAAACACGAGAACUAGUUCGAUGUCGUUUCAACCUCACCAAACUCUGCGGAAACUUAGGAAAUUAUCUCUAGUGUCUAGAUAGGGGAAUUGUUAGACCGACUUGAAGUCUCUCACCUCCUGUUGUACGCCUCCCGGAAGCAACACCAGGAGUCCAACGGGAUCCCAAACCAGAGCCCAACCAGUAUCCUAUAAAGUCUUCAGAGAGGGAUCCCCUCCGGGCUGGGGAGAAACAGGACAACCUAACAAAACAGGGCCUGGACUCCUCCCUAAACAGACCACGUUUUUCUCCGCUCUUCCCCUUCCCACUCCCUGAAAUCUAGACUAAAACUCUUUUAAGAUAACUGCGAGGUAUAAAGAACGUCUAGAGCCUAAGCGGCCCGUUGCCAGAUUCUACUCCUCAGGCCUCAAAUGUGAGCGCCCCAAACAUUCUAGAGCUGAACCUGGUACGCUCGCCCACCCAACUGCCGUGCUCGGGGCUUAGUAUUUCACGCGCGGCAGUUCAAGAACAUCAGACACGCUCAACAAACACUUGUUGCUUGACUGAUACAUUAUGGCGGGUAACGCGUCCCACGUAUUUCUUCUUAGAGAUAUACAUUACGCUAUACGUUUCUGAAGAAUGGCUCGAUUUACAGGGGUUCCCACAACGAUUUGUCACAUAUAAAAGAGUGGGUGGUAUUUUUACGUCAAAGAUGAACAGGCGAACGUCCAUCUAAAUCGUGUGGCAUCAGAUGCGGGGAGGCGUGGGGGAGGGAGCGGGGGAGAAAGCGUUAAUUCUUCCAGCUUUAGAGCCAGACGUAAUAUUUAAAACGUGGAUUGUUUUUCAAAUAAACUUUUAAAUGGACACGACAGCACCUUAUCCUGCAUUACUACUGCAUUGCAACUAGAAAGAAAACCAGUGGAGGCGGGCAAGGCCCCCGAUCACGUGAUACCGCCCCCCAACUCCGGGCGGAAGAGGCCAGCGACAGCGCUGCACGAAGCGAGUGGGCGGGCGCUCGUGCCCGGCUAAAAGAUGGCUGCUGGCGCCGGGCAGCCACCGCCUGGGAGGUUACUGUAAGGCCCGCAGCUCCCGCCAGCUCCCGCCAGCUCCCGCGGACUGCUGCCGCCUCCUUACCAUGAAGCCAGUAAGUCGUCGCACGCUGGACUGGAUUUAUUCAGUGUUGCUGCUUGCCAUCGUUUUAAUCUCCUGGGGCUGCAUCAUCUAUGCUUCGAUGGUGUCUGCAAGACGACAGCUAAGGAAGAAAUACCCAGACAAAAUCUUUGGGACGAAUGAAAAUUUGUAACUCUUCUGGAUUUAAUUAUCUGAAAAUACAGUUCUUUCCCUCAUGCUUAUGUAGAUAUAAAAAUAAAAUUCAUAAUGCAAAGUU
Molecule: messenger RNA, 1557 nt
Organism: Gorilla gorilla gorilla (western lowland gorilla)
Lineage: Eukaryota; Metazoa; Chordata; Mammalia; Primates; Hominidae
Gene: TZMP1
Product: small integral membrane protein 27
Exons: 3
Coding region: 1306-1473 (55 amino acids)
Source: RefSeq, a predicted model, not a curated record